Hordeum vulgare subsp. vulgare (domesticated barley) is the source of this 2285-nucleotide messenger RNA. RefSeq names its product kinase-interacting family protein-like. NCBI's taxonomy places the organism in Eukaryota, Viridiplantae, Streptophyta, Magnoliopsida, Poales, Poaceae. The transcript is spliced from 2 exons. Gene Ontology annotation, molecular function: actin binding. The record is from RefSeq and is a predicted model, not a curated record. The coding region runs from base 972 to 1955 and encodes 327 amino acids.
CAUUUCUCCUUCCUCAUAUUAUUAUCUCUCUCGUGCCAGACAUCUUCUCUUCAUGCUCUGUGCGUGGGCCGGUUCAUGUCCCAUGCCGAUGAAGCCACCUCCUUCCUUUCCUAUGACGCACACUGCUUGCUUGCUUGCUGGUACUAGCACAGUACAGUGUAGUACAGUACUGACGAGAGAGAGGGAGAGAGAGAGAGGGGGAGAGAGCUCACGGUCACGGGUGUCCUGUGAUUCGCAUUAAUGCCGCCGAGGAUUCUCACCUACGGACACCGACUAGUAGCAUCAUCACUGUGGACUGUGGCUGCGAGGGAGCGCAGGAGUGACAGUGCUCUACAGACUAGAGCACAACGGUUCAUGCCCUGCACGGGCACGGGACUAUUCCGCGGUAUGUAUGUACCUACAUUGUUUAAAGGAGCUAGGGGAGAUGACCGGUGCGUGCGACUGUGCCUCCUGCCGUGCCCAAGCCAUGACGCCUUUUCUCUUUCUUUUCUUCACUAGCUCCUCCCUCCAAAAAUCUCGUCCUCUGCUCUGCAUGACUGCAUCAGCCAUCAGGGUUGGGUUGUGGUUGGAUUCUUCCUUGCUUGCUUUUGCUUUCGCCACCUCCUCUCCUCCUGAUUUCCCAUUUCGAAAUUUCAACUCCUCCACGCCCACCUCCAAAACCAUAACCAUGCAUGCAUGCACGCACAUUCGUUCGCUAGCAAAGAAAAGGAACAUUGCUACUGCCACGUGACAAAGUUGGCAAAGCCAUCAUCUAUCCCGGGUCAACCCUUUCACCUGCACUGCAUGCAUUGCAGGCCGCCGCAGUGCUCGCAAAAAUCCAAUACACGGCCAGCGAGCGCUCAUGUCACGGACUCGCACUCUCACUUCACAUUCCACUGUUUUCUUUCCUUUGUUUUGUUUUUACCCUUGCAUAUAUCUGUAGUUUCUUCUACGAUUAAAAGGAUCACUCUCUACAUAAAAUUAGUUGCAACAUGAAAGACAUCGAGCAGCGCGUGCGCGCGCUGGCGGCGGGCGUGCCGGACGACGACGCGGCGGCGGACCACUCCUUCGCGCAGCGCGCCGAGAACUACUACCGCCGCCGCCCGCAGCUGCUCGCGCUCCUCACCGACCUCCACCACCGCUACCUCUACCUCGCCGACCGCUACGCCCAGUCCCUCCUCUCUAACGCUAACGCCAAGUCCUCUGCCAACCUCAACGCCAUCUCUGCCUCCGACUGCUCCUCCGACGUCGACGACCGCUCCUCCGACGCCGGCAGCUCCCUCUCCUACCAGCCCCACCCCGGCAUCAACGCCGCCGAUGACCACAUUCAUUUCGCCGACCUGGUGGUGGCGGAGCUGGUGAUGGCGUGGGUGGACCGGGACGUGCUGGCGGACGAGGCGGACCGCCGGAGGGCCGAGUCGGCGCGCAAGAUCGACCUGCAGGGCAGCCUGCUGGAGGUGCUCGAGUCGGAGCGGCUCGUCCUGCUGGGCGAGAACGCGCGACUGGCAUUCCGCGCCUCGGCCGCCGACGAGGAGGCCGCGGCGGCGGCAGCCGAGCUCGGGUACACGCGCCGCCGCGCGGCAGACCUGGCGCGGCUGGCCGUGAAGCUGCGGGACGACCACCGGGCGUGCAUGCUCGGGCGGAAGGUCGAGGCGCUGCAGGCGCAGGUGUACGGGCUGGAGCUCCGAAACCGCGAGUGCUUCGAGGCCAUGGCCGCCUGGGAGGCCGAGCGCAAGGCCGGCGUCGGCGAGAUCGACCGCCUGCGCGCCGAGAACCGCCGCCUCGCCGCGGAGGCAGCCCAGGCUGCGGCUGCGUCGAGGAGGAAGCGCGGCGGCAAGGGCGGCAGCGGGAGCGGGUGGUGGUGGCUGGCCAGGGUGCGGCUGGCCGCGGAGUGCGCGCCGUCGUCGGUGACGGUGAGCAAGGUCGGCGAGCAGAUGAAGGGCGGCAAGUACAACGGCGGCUGCUUCUGCCUGUAAGGCAUCGGCGGCGACCGGCGGCGAGGGUCUCUGCUGCUUUUGGUGCUUCUUUUUGGUUUGCCCCCCUUGGAUUAUGGCGAUAUUACUCAGGGGAGCGUAGAGGAAGGGAUGGUUUAGGCUGGGGUUAUUACGAGGCAAUGAAGGGUCUAAGAUGAUAAUUGAGUAGCUGUUCUUUGACUGGUUUACUCCACCACUGUCACUGGCACUAAUGGAGCUGUUAUGCUUUUGUUGGUCGAGAUUUGCAAAGUAUAUAUGGAGUCCAGUACUGUUAUGAGGUACAAUGUAGUAGUAGUUAGUAGUGUCUAAUGUGAUGCAAACUUGUCAGUUUAA